AUGAAAGGACAUCAAUUCAAAUCCUGGAUUUUCGAAUUGAGAGAGAUAUUGAGAGAAAUCAAGAAUUCUCGCUAUUUCUUAGAUUCAUGGACCCAAUUCAAUUCAGCGGGAUUUUUCAUUCAUAUUUUUUUCCAUCAAGAGAGUUUUAUAAAACUCUUGGACUCCCGAAUUUGGAGUAUCCUAUUUUCACGCAAUUCACAGGGUUCAACAAGCAAUCGAUAUUUCACGAUCAAGUAUGUAGUAUUUUUUGUAGUAGUGGUCCUUAUAUAUCGUAUUAACAAUCGAAAAAUGGUCGAAAGACAAAAUCUCUAUUUGACAGGGAUUCUUCCUAUACCUAUGAAUUUCAUUGGACCAAAAAAUGAUACAUUGGAAGAAUCAUCUGAGUCUUCCAAUAUCAAUAGGUUGAUUGUUCCGCUCCUGUAUCUUCCAAAAGGAAAAAAGAUCUCUGAGAGCUCUUUCCUGGAUCCGAAAGAGAGUACUCGGGUUUUCCCAAUAACUACAAAGUAUAUCAUGCCUGAAUCUAACUGGGGUUCGCGGUGGUGGAGGAACUGGAUAGGAAAAAAGAGGGAUUCUAGUUGUAAGAUAUCUAAUGAAACCGUCGCUGGAAUUGAGAUCUCAUUCAAAGAGAAAGAUAUCAAAUAUCUGGAGUUCCUUUUUGUAUAUUAUAUGGAUAUGGAUGAUUCGAUCCGUAAGGACCAUGAUUGGGAAUUUUUGGAUCGUCUUUCUCCGAGAAAGAGGCGAAACAUAAUCAACUUGAAUUCGGGACAGCUAUUCGAAAUCUUAGUGAAAGACUGGAUUUAUUAUCUCAUGUUUGCUUUUCGUGAAAAAAUACCAAUGGAAGUGGAGGGUUUCUUCAAACAACAAGGAGCUGGGUCAAUUAUUCAAUCAAAUGAUAUUGAGCAUGUUUCCCAUCUCUUCUUGAGAAACAAGCGGGCUAUUUCUUUGCAAAAUUGUGCUCAAUUUCAUAUGUGGCAAUUCCGUCAAGAUCUCUUCGUUAGUUGGGGGAAGAAUCCGCACGAAUCGGAUUUUUUGAGGAAUAUGUCAAGGGAGAAUUGGAUUUGGUUAGACAAUGUGUGGUUGGUAAACAAGGAUCGGUUUUUUAGCAAGGUACGGAAUGUAUCAUCCAAUAUUCAAUAUGAUUCCACGAGAUCUAGUUUCAUUCAAGUAACGGAUUCUAGCCAAUUGAAAGGAUCUUCUGAUCAAUCCAAGGAUCAUUUCGAUUCCAUUAGGAAUGAGGAUUCGAAAUAUCACACAUUGAUCAAUCAAAGAGAAAUUCAACAACUAAAAGAAAGAUCGAUUCUUUGUCGGGAUCCUUCCUUUCUUCAAACGGAACGAACAGAGAUAGAAUCAGAGCGAUUCCCUAAAAUCCUUUCUGGAUAUUCCUCAAUGUGCCGACUAUUCAUGGAACGUGAGAAGCAGAUGAAUAAUCAUCUGCUUCCGGAAGAAAUCGAAGAAUUUCUUGGGAAUCCUGCAAGAGCCACUCGUUCUUUUUUCUCUGACAGAUGGUCAGAACUUCAUCUGGGUUCGAAUCCUACUGAGAGGUCUACUAGAGAUCAGAAAUUGCUGAAGAAAGAACAAAAGAAACAUCUUGUUCUUUCCAGGCGAUCGGAAAAUAAAGAAAUAGUGAAUUUAUUCAAGAUAAUUAUGUACUUACAAAAUACCGUCUCAAUUCAUCCUAUUUCAUCAUAUCCGGGAUGUGAUAUGGUUCCGAAGGAUGAACUGGACAGUUCCAAUAAGAUUUCAUUCUUGAACAAAAAUCCAUUUUGGAGUUUAUUUCAUCUAUUCCAUGACCGGAACAGGGGGGGAUACACGUUACACCACGAUUUUGAAUCAGAAGAGAUAUUUCAAGAAAUGGUAGAUCUAUUCACUCUAUCAAUAACCGAGCCGGAUCUGGUGUAUCAUAAGGGAUUUGCUUUUUCUAUUGAUUCCUCCGGAUUGGAUCAAAAACAUUUCUUGAAUGAGUUAUUCAACUCCAGGGAUGAAUCGAAAAAUCACUCUUUAUUGGUUCUACCUCCUCUUUUUUAUGAAGAGAAUGAAUCUUUUUAUCGAAGGAUCAUAAAAAAAUGGGUCCAGACCUCUUGCGGGAAUAAUUUGGAAGAUCCAAAACCUAAAAUAGUGGUAUUUGCUAGCAACAACAUAAUGGAGGCAGUCAAUCAAUAUAGAUUGAUCCGAAAUCUGAUUCAAAUCCAAUAUAGCACCCACGGUUACAUAAGAAAUGUAUUGAAUCGAUUCAUUAAAAAGAAUCGAUUCAAUCGCAACUUCGAAUAUGGAAUUCAAAGGUAUCAAAUAGGAAAUGAUACUCUGAAUCAUAGAACUAUAAUGAAAUACACGAUCAACCAACAUUUAUCAAAUUUGAAAAAGAGUCAGAAGAAAUGGUUCGAUCCUCUUAUUUGGAUUUCUCGAACGGAGAGAUCCAUGAAUCGGGAUCCUAGUGCAUAUAGAUACAAAUGGUCCAAUGGGAGCAAUAAUUUCCAGGAACAUUUGGACUAUUUCAUUUCUGAGCAGAAUAGCCGUUUUCAAGUAGUGUUUGAUCGAUUGCAUAUUAAUCAAUAUUCGAUUGAUUGGUCCGAGGUUAUCGACAAAAAAGAUUUGUCUAAGUCACUUUUUUUCUUUUUGUCCAAGUUUCUUCUUUUUUUGUCCAAGUUUCUUCUCUUUUUGUCUAACUCACUUCCUUUUUUCUUUGUGAGUUUCGGGGGUAUCCCCAUUCAUAGGUCCGAGAUCCACAUCUAUGAAUUGAAAGGUCCGAAUGAUCCACUCUAUAAUCAGUUAUUAGAAUCAAUAGGUCUUCAAAUCUUUCAUUUGAAAAAAUGGAAACCCUUAUUAUUGGAUGACCAAGAUACUUCCCAAAAAUCCAAAUUCUUGAUCCAUGGAGGAACAAUAUCACCAUUUUUGUUCAAUAAGAUACAAGAGUGGAUGAUUGACUCAUUCCAUACUAGAAAGAAUCGCAGGAAAUCUUUUGAUAACACAGAUUCCUAUUUAUCAAUGAUAUCCCACGAUCCAGACAAUUGGCUGAAUCCCGUGAAACCUUUUCAUAGGAGUUCAUUGAUAUACUCUUUUUAUAAAGCAAAUCGACUUCGAUUCUUGAAUAAUCAAUAUCACUUCUGCUUCUAUUGUAACAAAAGAUUCCCUUUUUAUGUGGAAAAGGCCUGUAUCAAUAAUUAUGAUUUUACGUAUAGACAAUUCCUCAAUAUCUUGUUCAUUCGCAACAAAAUAUUUUCUUUUUGCGAUGGUCAAAAAAAACAUGCUUUUUGGGAGAGAGAUACUAUUUCACCAAUCGAGUCACAGGUAUCUAACAUAUUGAUACCUAACGAUUUUCCGCAAAGUGGCGACGAAGGGUAUAACUUGUACAAAUCUUUCCAUUUUCCAAUUCGAUACGAUCCAUUCGUUCGUGGAGCUAUUUACUCGAUCGCAGACAUUUCUGGAACACCUCUAACAGAGGGACAAAUAGACCAUUUUGAAAGAACUUAUUGUCAACCUCUUUCAGAUAUGAAUCUACCUGAUUCAGAAGCGAAGAACUUGCAUCAGUAUCUCAAUUUCCAUUCAAACAUGGGUUUGAUUCAUACUCCAUGUUCUGAGAAAUAUUUACCAUCCGAAAAAAGGAAAAAACGGAGUCCUUGUCUAAAAAAAUGUCUUGAGAAAGGGCAGAUGUAUAGAACCUUUCAACAGGAUAGUGCUUUUUCAACUCUCUCAAAAUGGAAUCUAUUCCAAACAUAUAUACCAUGGUUCCUUACCUCAACAGGGUACAAAUAUCUAAAUUUCAUAUUUUUAAAUACUUUUUCAGACCUAUUGCCGAUACUAAGUAGCAGCCAAAAAUUUGUAUCCAUUUUUCAUGAUAUUAUGCAUGGGUCAGAUAUAUUAUGGCGAAUUCGUCAGAUUCCAUUGUGGAAGACACAAUGGAAUCUGAUAAGUGAGAUAUGGAAUCUGAUAAGUGAGAUAUGGAAUCUGAUAAGUGAGAUUCCGAGUAAUUUUUUACAUAAUCUUCUUCUGUCCGAAGAAAUUAUUCAUCGAAAUAAUGAGUUACUAUUGAUAUCGACACAUCUGAGAUCGCUAAAUGUUCAGGAGUUCCUCUAUUCAAUCCUUUUCCUUCUUCUUGUUGCUGGAUAUCUCGUUCGUACACAUCUUCUCUUUGUUUCUCGAGUCUACCAUGAGUUACAGACAGAGUUCGAAAAGGUAAAAUCUUUGAUGAUUCCAUCAUAUAUGAUUGAGUUGCGAAAACUUCUGGAUAGGUAUCCUACAUCUGAACUGAAUUCUUUCUGGUUAAAGAAUCUCUUUCUAGUUGCUCGGGAACAAUUAGGAGAUUCUCUAGAAGAAAUACGGAGUUUUUCUUUUGGUGGAAACAUGCUAUGGGGUGGUGGUCCCGCUUAUGGGGUCAAAUCAAUACGUUCUAAGAAGAAAUAUUUGAAUCUCAUCGAUCUCAUAAGUAUCAUACCAAAUCCCAUCAAUCGAAUCGCUUUUUCGAGAAAUACGAGACAUGUAAGUCAUACAAGUAAAGCAAUCUAUUCCUUGAUAAGAAAAAUAAAAAACGUGAAUGGUGAUUGGAUUGAUGAUAAAAUAGAAUCCUGGGUCUCGAACAGUGAUUCUAUUGAUGAUAAAGAAAGAGAAUUCUUGGUUCAGUUUUCUACCUUAACAACAGAAAAAAGGAUUGAUCAAAUUCUAUUGAGUCUGACUCAUAGUGAUCAUUUAUCAAAGAAUAACUCUGGUUAUCAAAUGAUUGAACAACCAGGAGCAAUUUACUUACGAUACUUAGUUGACAUUCAUAAAAAGUAUCUAAUGAUUUAUGAGUUAAAUACAUCCUGUUUAGCAGAAAGACGGAUAUUCCUUGCUAAUUAUCAGACAAUUACUUAUUCACAAACCCUGUGGGGGGCUAACAGUUUUCAUUUCCCAUCUCAUGUAAAACCCUUUUCGCUCCGCUUAUCCCUACCCCCCCCUAGGGGUAUUUUAGUGAUAGGUUCUAUAGGAACUGGACGAUCCUAUUUGGUCAAAUACCUAGCGACAAACUCCUAUGUUCCUUUCAUUACAAUUUUUCUGAACAAGUUCCUGGAUAACAAGCCUAAGGGUUUUCUUAUUGAUGAUAGUGAUGAUAGUGACGAUAGUGACGAUAUUGAUGAUAGUGACGAUAUCGACCGUGACCUUGAUAUGGAGCUGGAGCUUCUAACUAUGAUGAAUACGCUAACUAUGGAUAUGAUGCCAGAAAUAGACCGAUUUUAUAUCACCUUUCAAUUCGAAUUAGCAAAAGCAAUGUCUCCUUGCAUAAUAUGGAUUCCAAACAUUCAUGAUCUGGAUGUGAAUGAGUCGAAUUACUUAUCCCUCGGUCUUUUAGUGAACUAUCUCUCAAGGGAUUGUGAAAGAUGUUCCACUAGAAAUAUUCUUGUUAUUGCUUCGACUCAUAUUCCCCAAAAAGUAGAUCCAGCUCUAAUAGCUCCGAAUAAAUUAAAUACAUGCAUUAAGAUACGAAGGCUUCUUAUUCCACAACAACGAAAACACUUUUUCACUCUUUCAUAUACUAGGGGAUUUCACUUGGAAAAGAAAAUGUUCCAUACUAAUGGGUUCGGGUCCACAACAAUGGGUUCAAAUGUACGAGAUCUUGUAGCACUUACCAAUGAGGCCCUAUCGAUUAGUAUUAUACAAAAAAAAUCCAUUAUAGACACUAAUAUAAUUAGAUCCGUUCUUCAUAGACAAACUUGGGAUUUGCGAUCUCAGGUAAGAUCGGUUCAGGAUCAUGGGAUCCUUUUCUAUCAGAUAGGAAGGGCUGUUUCAAAAAAUGUACUUCUAAGUAAUUGCUCCAUAGAUCCUAUAUCUAUCUAUAUGAAGAAGAAAUCAUGUAACGGGGGGGAUUCUUAUUUGUACAAAUGGUACUUCGAACUUGGAACGAGUAUGAAGAAAUUAACGAUACUUCUUUAUCUUUUGAGUUGUUCUGCCGGAUCGGUCGCUCAAGAUCUUUGGUCUCUACCCGGACCUGAUGAAAAAAAUGGGAUCACGUCUUAUGGACUCGUUGAGAAUAAUUCUGAUCUAGUUCAUGGCCUAUUAGAAGUAGAAGGCGCUCUGGUGGGAUCCUCACGGACAGAAAAAGAUUGCAGUCAGUUUGAUAAUGAUCGAGUGACAUUGCUUCUUCGGUCCGAACCAAGGAAUCCCUUAAAUAUGAUUCAAAAUGGAUCUUAUUCUAUCGUUGAUCAGAGAUUUCUCUAUGAAAAAUAUGAAUCGGAGUUUGAAGAAGGGGGGGGAGUCCUCGACCCGCAACAGAUAGAGGAGGAUUUUUUCAAUCACAUCGUUUGGGCUCCUAGAAUAUGGCGCCCCUGGGGCUUUCUAUUUGAUUGUAUCGAAAGGCCCAAUUCAUUGGGAUUUCCCUAUUGGGCCAGGUCAUUUCGGGGCAAGCGGAUCAUUUAUGAUGAAGAGGAUGAGCUUCAAGAGAAUGAUUCAGAGUUCUUGCAGGGUGGAACCGUGCAGUACCAGACACGAGAUAGAUCUUCCAAAGAACAAGGCUUUUUUCAAAUAAGCCAAUUCAUUUGGGAUCCUGCGGAUCCACUCUUUUUCCUAUUCAAAGAUCAGCCUCUUGUCUCUGUAUUUUCACAUCGACAAUUCUUUACAGAUGAAGAGAUGUCAAGGGAACUUCUUACUUCCCAAACAGAUCUUCCUACAUCUAUAUAUAAACACUGGUUUAUCAAGAAUACGCAAGAAAAGCAUUUAGAAUUGUUGAUUCAUUGCCAGAGAUGGCUUAGAACCAAUAGUUCAUUAUCUAAUGGAUUUUUCCGUUCUAAUACUCUAUCUGAGAGUUAUCAAUAUUUAUCAAAUCUGUUCCUAUCUAACGAAACGUUAUUGGAUCAAAUGACAAAGAUAUUGUUGAGAAAAAGAUGGCUUUUCCCAGAUGAGAUGGUUGUUGUUAUCUGCUCCAAUAACGAAUCAUUGGUUUAA
Molecule: messenger RNA, 6909 nt
Organism: Cajanus cajan (pigeon pea)
Lineage: Eukaryota; Viridiplantae; Streptophyta; Magnoliopsida; Fabales; Fabaceae
Source: the annotation of a RefSeq genome assembly